AUGGGACCGCAGAUCCCCGUUGCGGGCAUCAUAGUCGGAUCCCUCUGCGGCGCCGUCGUCCUCGCCGGUCUCGCCUUCCUCCUCUACCGCGUUUAUAGGAGAAAGUGUGGGGCGCGGAUGCGAUAUGAAAGAUUAGGUGGGAUGCAAAAGCAGCCGGCGCCGGCCGUUCAGAUCGACGGCAAAAGUCUGGCGACGCCCUCUGUAAGUUUAAAGACCGUACCAUUCACCCUUCCACCUGCCCCCAUCCCACGGGAGCGCAUCGGGGGCUUCACAUUCCCCCCUCCGGCCUCACCCAUGCCUGACAUGCUGGACCAGCCGGACAUGAGAGGAUCGGCCGAAAGGAGGCCCUCGGUCACCAUGGAGCGGAGGCCGUCCUACGCAGGAUGCCAAGUCCCCAUCAUCAAUCAAGAACAGCAAAAGGUCAUCUCUUCGUCGUCGUCGGCGUACGAUCAGGAGAUCGAUGGACGUCGCGAUAGCGUGGGUACCCUUAGCCUAUGCAGCGCGGAUUCCACCGAGGGAGGUUCCCCUACCCACAAUACCAGUUCACCCCGGACAAACUCCCGCAGACCGUCCGCCACGGAUAUCAUGAGUCCGCCAGUUGGUAAGUGAUCAAAGAACCCAAUUAAAUCACAUUCACACUCAUUUUAUAUUAUAGCCCUCAGGCAUAUGACGUCAUAAUCUCAUAUCGCCCUCCCUCAGAGGAUAUAGGAGUACGCAUGCGAAGCAAUGGCUUCAGCCUCUAAGAUGGCGGUGAGAUGACACCAUUGUAUAAGGCCUAAAGUCACUCCAAGGGACCCAACACCAAACUGACCGAUGAUAAGCCAUUGAAGAAAACGUAAAAGCUUUGAUCGGUUUAUGGUCGUUUGUUUGAUGUGACUGCAGUAUGAGCUAUUUCAAACAGGGCCGUUUCAUUAAGCUUUGCGCAAUCAGGGCGGAAUCAUUUCGUCCGCGGAAAAUUUGACAAGCAAAAAAAAUGGUCCUCACUUUCAAAAGAGGAGAGUAAAAACGGCAAAAUUACAUUACAAAUUUUGAAUACAUCUCUAAAAAGGGGGGCACAUCCGGCCCUUUGGAUCCGCCACUGAGUAAUUUGUAACAUGAAAUAUGAUGUCGAACAUUUUGCUUAUUUUGACAAGUGAAAGUAUUUCAAUUGAGCACAAUUGGAUUUCACCUAUUUCACUUCAUGUAUUUGACGAAUAAUGUUUUUCUCAUUCACAUUCCAGUUCAUGGAAUGAACUUGAUUGAGAGUGAGAUGAUUUUUUUUAUAGGAUAAAUUUGUUGGUAAUAAGCUCUGGAAUGUAAAACGCAAAUACUACCAAACAGAUAUCUAAUGUAGAUAUGAACUUAUUAAUUUCAGCCCAAAAAGUAAAGAUUAUAAUGUUAUACUUUAAAAUGGUGGUUCGAGUUCAUGGGAUUAGCAGCCGAUCAUUCCUAUGUGGAGGGUGUGGCAGGGAGCGGAGGCAGCAACAAUGCAAAGGGGGCAAAGGUUCUGUUAAAAACCCCAUCCGGUUCCUGAAUGACGAUUUUGGUGGGUAUUUUCUUGAAAAAAAGAGAAUUUUCUUGAAAAAAAAAAGAGAGUUUGGGGAACCUCUCCCUCCUCUCCUCACUCCACCAGUUCAUGAUUAACUUUAGCUUUCCCUAAUUGUUCCAUUAACUCUUUCCUAUCUUACAUUCAUAAUUUUGAAUGCGUCACAAUGCGAUUAUUUGGCGUUUUCCAUUGCGGUAGCUGCAAAAAGUUGUAUUCUUUCUGAUGGAAAACAUUGUGAUUACAUACGAAUUACCUUGCCCAGCUCUCUGUUUCCCAUCCCUUUAUUAACUAAAUAACUAAUGCAUAACCCUGUCAUAAUAUCAUUAAAUAUCGUUGAAGGAGGGAACAUCGUGGCCUCGUUAGACCUUUUGAACUUUACCGCCGAGCACAUUUAUUGCAUCAUGAAGGCACAUUAGACUCUCAAGGGCGUAUUUAACCACUUAAUGAAACAAUUUAUUGGAAGAUGAUACGAUAAGGCUCAAACAGGGGCGGUACGAGAAUACGCUGAUUAGAAGGGGACGAACUAAGUAUGAACACAUAAUAUUUUUUCUCAACUGAAUCGGGGUUCGGUGGCAGAGCGUCCUUGGUUUGAUUACCGGUCGAGUCUUACCCGGGACUUACCAAAGUCUUUUUUCUUUAAAAUUUGACCCAUUGCCUGUCUGGCGCUGGACGCAUAAAAAUGGAGAACGUUAAUGAUAAUAAUCUUCUGAAGGGCCCCUGGAGAUCAGUUCAUAACAACUGAAGUGGCAACACUGAAAAGACUGACCAUUGUAUCAAUAAUAGGAGUGUA
This is a messenger RNA of Lytechinus pictus (painted urchin), 2315 nucleotides long. RefSeq lists its product as uncharacterized. NCBI's taxonomy places the organism in Eukaryota, Metazoa, Echinodermata, Echinoidea, Temnopleuroida, Toxopneustidae. The record is from RefSeq and is a predicted model, not a curated record. Bases 1 to 609 code for a protein of 202 amino acids. The transcript is spliced from 4 exons.